AUGGGUGUAGCAGGUGAUGGGGAUGAAGGCAUGCGCUUACCUAGACCUCCCUCAGUGCCAAUGCCAAACUCCACUGCUGUGACUGAGUUCCUCCUGGAAGGGUUCUCCAGCUUUGGGUGGCAGCACCGGCUUGUCUUCUUUGCUGUCUUUCUAACUCUGUACCUACUGACUCUCUGUGGCAAUGUCAUCAUCGUGACUAUUAUUCAUCUGGACCAUCACCUCCACACCCCCAUGUACUUCUUCCUGAGCAUGCUGUCCUUCUCUGAGACUUGCUACACCAUGGCCAUCAUUCCCCGUAUGCUUUCUGGCCUCCUGAAUCCCCACCAGCCCAUUGCUGUCCAAGGCUGUGCCACUCAGCUCUUCUUCUAUCUCACCUUUGGCAUCAACAACUGCUUCCUGCUCACGGCCAUGGGCUAUGACCGCUACGUGGCCAUCUGCAACCCCCUGCGGUACUCAGUCAUCAUGAGUAAAGAGACCUGUGUCCAGCUGGCAUAUGGAUCACUGGGAAUUGGCUUGAGCAUGGCCAUCAUCCAGGUAACAUCUGUGUUUGGCCUGCCCUUCUGUGAUGCAUUUGUCAUCUCUCACUUCUUCUGUGACGUGAGACCCCUGCUGAAGCUGGCCUGCACGGACACCACUGUCAACGAGAUCAUCAACUUUGUUGUCAGUGUCUGUGUCCUGGUUCUACCCAUGGGCCUGGUCUUCAUCUCCUAUGUCCUCAUCAUCUCCACCAUCCUUAAGAUCACUUCAGCUGAGGGCCGGAAGAAGGCUUUUGCCACCUGCGCCUCCCACCUCACCGUGGUCAUCAUCCACUAUGGCUGCGCUUCCAUCAUCUACCUUAAGCCCAAGUCCCAGAGUUCUCUGGGGCAGGACAGAUUCCUCUCUGUGACCUACACAGUCAUCACCCCCUUGCUGAACCCCGUUGUGUACAGCCUGCGGAACAAAGAGGUCAAGGAUGCUCUGCACAGAGCCGUGGGGCGGAAUCUUUCCUCUUAA
Messenger RNA from Nyctereutes procyonoides (raccoon dog), 993 nucleotides. RefSeq names its product olfactory receptor 10J3-like. The record is from RefSeq and is a predicted model, not a curated record. Bases 1 to 993 code for a protein of 330 amino acids. Gene Ontology annotation, biological process: G protein-coupled receptor signaling pathway. Gene Ontology annotation, molecular function: olfactory receptor activity; G protein-coupled receptor activity. Gene Ontology annotation, cellular component: membrane. Lineage: Eukaryota; Metazoa; Chordata; Mammalia; Carnivora; Canidae. The transcript is spliced from 2 exons.